GAUGUUUUCAUUCUGAACUUAAAGGGUCGCGAGAGUGGGACGUUGACGAGCCGGACACGAGGAAGCAAAACUGUUUGUCGUUUUAAAAUUUGUGCGUUUCCUUUCAUUUCGUUUUCCUUGUAUUUCCUCUCGGUGUGAUGUCAGGGUGUCGGGCCGCUUUGGUGCUCCUGUGCGCGGUGUUGGCGGUGACUCGUGCCCGCAGGAGUUCACCGGAGCAGGAGGAUGUUCAGGAGAAAAUCAACAGCGCCAGAUGCACGUCCAGGUGCCUCACUCUGCACAUGACUCAGCUAACGACUGCUUUCAGACACCUCCAGAGUGACCAAGUUCUGGUUUGGUGUGAAAACCACAGACGCUGUGCGCAGUGCCUUCAGCCAUGCAAAGAACUGUGGGAAACCAGGAAGGUACUCUCUCCAAAGUCCUGUGAGAAGCAGACGGAGUGUGUGACUAGCAGGGAGUUUCUGACCUCUCUGAGGUCAUCUCGUCAGGGGGACUGCUCGCCGCCUCAGCGAGCCACCGGAUUCGCUGCAGCCUGUGUGGAGAGCUGCUCGUCAGACCAGCAUUGUCCGUCCCCCAGAAAAUGCUGCUCCAAUGGCUGUGGACACACUUGCCAAGCCCCAGCCAAUCUAUAUAAAGGGGUUCCUCUGAAGCCUCGCAGAGAGAUGAGCUUUGUGGAGGAUUCAGAGGGCCGUGUGAAGGUGGUGUGGGUGUCAAAGUUCAAUGUCACUGUGGAGCCAGUCGUUUACAUGUUGCAGUCCCGUUGGAACGUCGGGAUUCAUCCCAGUGAAGACCAUGCUUCUCCAUGGACUACUAUUGCCAUGACCCUUUCUGAAGAUGUGGUUCUGUCAGACUUGAGACCUCAGCGCUGGUACCAGUUCAGAGUAGCAGCCAUCAACAGCCACGGCAGCAGAGGCUUCACCACACCCAGCAAACACUACAUUUCCAGUAAAGACCCCUCACCUCCAGAACCUCCAGUGAAUGUCAGAGUGAUCAACCAGACUCUAGACUGGACGGGUUCACAACCGGGGACUCAGCUCACAGAGAGGUCGAGGGGAAGUGGGCUCACAGUGGCGAUCUUAUUAAGCUGGGAGCCCCCCAGAGAGGGAGACCUGCCUAUCCACAACUACAGAGUCACCUGGAUGUCUCGACAUGCACACACAGCACACAAACACACGCUGCACGCACACACACAUACAAUGCACAAUAACAUGCACACACGUCCUGCACACUCACGCACAACAGAGCAGGGCAAAAAGGAGAGCAACAGCAGAGUGACUCACGGGGCGCAGUGUGAGCUGUGGCUGCAGGGUCUGCUGCCUGCUACUUCCUACUUCCUGUCUGUCCAGACGGUUGCCUACUGGGGUCAGAAGAGGCUGAAAAGUCCCAGAGCCCAAAUUGUCUUCACCACAGUAACUUAUGGAGGCGAAGACUUCUCCAAUGAGCUCCCCUCCUCCUCCUCAUCAUCAUCAUCUCUUCCCUCCUCUCCUUCCCUCUCAUCCUCCUCUCCUUCCUCCCCUGACCUCCCCCUCUCCUCCUCUCUGCCUCAGCCUGAAUCCCCCCUUAACCCCGUUAUCCCUGGCAACCUGCGCCUGGAGGUCGCCGCUCCUCAUUACCAUAACGACCAGCUGCAGGUCAAGGUGUUUUGGAAGUGGCCUCAUCAUGGCAGGCAGAGACACCCUGGUCCCUACAUUUUGCGGUGGCACCCACAUACCUGCAGUACCAAUGUUACAGGCACAGAGAGAACAGCAACUGUGCAGGGCACCCAUCACACCAUCACAGGUCUGCUGUUUGCCUGUAAGUACCAGGUCGCUGUGGCGAUGAAGGCUGACCCAGGGUCAGAGGCUGUUGCCUGGGUUACGACUCCGGCUUGUUCUGCCAUAAGGGUCAGAGGAGGCAAAGCUUUGUCCUGCAACACUGAGGAGCGCCUCCUGUCAGGCAGAAAGGUGGUACUGCGUCCAGAACGACUGACCGCAGACUUUCAACAAGUCAACGGCACCCUGCUCACAACGAUUCGCUGGAGGAUGUCCCAGCAUGCACUGGACCCGGCUGCUGUGGAGGGGUUCCAGUUCACCUGGACGCUGCAGUCAGGGGUUACCACGGCAACAGAGGGGCAGGAAGACACACUUAUCUCCCAGACGCAGACAAUCGCACCGUCUCAGCGGUCAGUGUCAGUCCCCAGUCUUCAGGCUGACAGUGUUUACCAGCUGCAGCUCCAGGUGCUGACAGCAGGGGGCAGCAAUGGCACAGCUGUCUCCAAGACCAUACAUACUCCAGCUAUCAACACCACACUUUGAUAGGCCCAAAUCCUACAGUUGUCACCAUCUGCUGCAACAACGGUCAUCUUUACCAACAUCCACUCUUCCACUGUCUUCCACAGUGCAACAUGGUCAAGUGCAGAAAACAUGCUGUAAAAUAAACAAAGUUCCUCUGUGUAAUGUAGAUCAUUAUUUCAUAUGAAUGGUAUUUCCUACUCUGACCCUCCCAACCCCCUAAGUUCAGUCACUUUUCAAACAUCAGGAAGGUUGUUAGCCCGCUCUAAAGGAAAACAAUCAUUAAUCACUCAUCUAAUCAAUCAAUCUGUCAGCUGAUUCAAAGGUUAUGGCCUUAGUCGAUAUUGUUUUGUAUAAAUCGUGAGAGAAAAAACUGUACCUGUACAUGGUGCCAAAUUAAAAAGCACCACGUACUUAUACAGUUAGUCUUUGCAGUAAAAUGCGUAUCCUUGAAUCAUAUUUUUUAUAUUUUCGUAUCAAAAUGGUUCCUCUCGGCAUUAGUGCCACAGCGACGCAGCAUUGCAAGACUUGUAUGUGAAAAGUGAGACUCCUUGCACGGCUGCUUCUGUACAUGUUUGGUGUUUAGAUGGGACUACUUAGGUCAUUUCUAAUCACUAAUCACUGGAGCCGAAGACACUUGUAAAGAGGCUUAUUAUGCCUAAUGUAUUUAUCAUACAAGUAGAGAAUGAUAUAGCACUGACCUUAUGUACAAAUAGAAAUGUAUAGCAGCAGACUGACUGUGUUUACUUCGAUGCAUAAUCUGCUGCGUUGUCUUUGAAGCCGGUAGGUCUGAUGUGCUGAAGCCUUGAAUUAAGCUCAAAUAUGUUUUAAUAUUUUGUUCAUAUGUUUUAAAGAAGGUAAUUUUUUUUACUCAAAUCUGUCAGAAUUUGUUUGAUACAUUUUGGGCCUCGUGCAGCAUUAUUUUGCAUUAUGGUACACCCACUUCACUAAACAAUAAUAUGUGACAUUUUUAGUUAAUGUAACUAUUCCUGUGGUUGAUUUCUUUGUUUUAUAAAAGUCAUUGUGUUACUUUGAAAAGGUUGGGAACUACUGGUGUCAGGCAUCCAGUGAUAAUCAUGUUAAUAUUCUCUCUAUGUAACCUCCAUGAUAUUAUACUGUUGAUAAUUUUGUACUUACCAUAAUUCCUUUACUUUUUUGACCAUUAGUUUUAUUUAUUGUUUUCCUAUCAUAGUUUUUUGUAAUUAAAGAUGAUCAAGAUACA
Messenger RNA from Epinephelus lanceolatus (giant grouper), 3489 nucleotides. RefSeq names its product anosmin 1b (gene anos1b). Gene Ontology annotation, biological process: neuron differentiation. Lineage: Eukaryota; Metazoa; Chordata; Actinopteri; Perciformes; Serranidae. Gene Ontology annotation, cellular component: extracellular region; cell surface. Gene Ontology annotation, molecular function: peptidase inhibitor activity; protein binding. The record is from RefSeq and is a predicted model, not a curated record.